GUCGCUGGGGAAGGGUCUGCCUGGGCUUUGUGGGCUGAGGCGGUGGCGCAAUCGCACCCGCUGCUAGGAGAACAUGGGGGAGUGAAACGAGCGGCCAGCGGCGCCCGGUGUUGUUACCGGGGCGGGCCACGCCCCCUUCCGCCCUCCCGCCAAUCACCGUGCGGGGAUGGCGCGAGCGGCACGCCUCUCCACCCGGCUCCGCCAAUCGCGGCCAAAAGGCUACCUCGCUGGCUCCGCCUCGGCCAAUCAGAAGCGACACAAACACUUGGGGCCACGCCCGCUUCCGCAGGCUGGCCAAUCCGGACAGACACAAACAUCGGGCGCGCCCCAGUCUCCGAGUGACGGGGCGGCAGGAGGAAGGGAGCGGAGGGGGCGGGCGCUUCUCCUGGCGAGAGGGGCCGGCCAAUCGGACGGCAGACCAGCCGCCUGGGUCACGCCCCCCUCGCUCCGCAGCCAAUCGCGGAGCACGGGAGCAGGCGGGGACACGCCCCCCUGGGGCCGCGGCGGCGGGGCAGGCUCGGGGCGCCCGCCAUGGAGGUCCCGGCGCAGCGGCCCGUGGCGGCCCCGGCGGGGCAGGAGGAGCAGGAGGAGGAGCAGGUGCCGGGCCGUGAGGCGCCGGGGCGGAGGCGGGACGCGCGGAGCCUGGAGGCGCUGAGCCUCGCCGCAGGCGGCGGCGGCGGAGCGGCGGCGGGGCGGCAGCAGCUGCUGGAGGGGCGGCGGGCGACGCUGGCGAGCGCGCUGGAGCUGGAGGGGACGGUGCUGCGGGAGGGCCGCCUCACCCAGUUCGUGGCCAACAACCUGGAGCGGCGGAUCCGGCUGAGCGGCGCCCCGCGGGGGGAGCCCGCGGCGGCGGGAGGCGGCGGCUCCAUCCCCGCCAUCGACCCCGGGGCGCUGCAGGACGUGGUGGCGCUGGCCGGGCAGGUGGCGGGGCAGGUGGACGAGCUGCUGCGCCACGUGCACUGCGGCCUGCAGGCCCUGACGGCGCUCAGCGUGGGCUGCAUCCAGACCUACCGCGACGGGGUGGAGAGCCUGGGCGAGGCGGCCGACCUCAGCAUCCGCGCCAUGUACGCGCUGGUGGCGCGCUGCGAGGAGCUGGACCGCGCCAUGCAGCCCGUGCCCGCGCUGGCCAAGCGCAUCCGCGACAUGAAGGGCACCCUGGAGCGCCUGGAGGGGCUCUGCAAGUAAGCGGGAGGCCGCGCCCGCCUUCCUGCCCUGCCCGCUGACACGCGGGGUGCUGCGGAGCCGGGGCCUCGCCGGGCGCCGGGGGGAGGCCGGGCCGCUCCGCCCCCCCGGGCUGCUGCGCUGCCGCCCCGGCAGCCCCCCCGGCGGGGCGGUCAGCUCCCCGCCCGCACCUCCUUCCUCCCUCCGUGCCCCUCUGCCUGCCCAGCCGGGAUCUGCGGCCCCGUUCCCUGGUGUUCGCGUGGAGGAGGCGAGGCUGGUGCGGCCGGGGAAGGAAGAAGUUGGGACGGUGGGGUGAAUGGCAGGUUUUUAGCUGCAGCUCCAUUAAAGGUUUUGGAUUCCACAUGCCUUAUGCUUUCUAUUUAUUGAAGGCUAGGAAAGAAAAAACUAACCGGUCUUCGUUAAAAGCAGCUGUUAAUUUUAUUUUUUUAACCAAAUUUGAAAUUGUUACGAAUACUUGCUUGAUGCUCACAGUCAUCUGUGCUUAUUUGUGGUUGACUUAGUGCCUGGCAAGUGAUUCUUACUUCUGCUGUGACAGCAAAUAAACGUGCAGAACACUGCUGUCUCUUACAGGACACAGCUGGAAGGGAAGAUAAGAGGAAAUUUCAUAUAUAUAGCAAAGUCGUUUGUUUUUGGAGUAGAAUAUAAAAUCCAUGGAGUAUAAUUGAAAUUCAGAGAACAAAUCCAUAUGCAAAGUUCUGAAUAAAAGCCUUCAGAUGAAAUAUGCUUUGCCUCUAUUGGUCUCUACAGUUUUCACAGUGUAGAAGUUUAAAUGGCAUCACUGUGAAAUGAUCCUGUGUGGUGUUUUGUUUUCAAUGGGGAAAAUAAUUAAAUGAGGAACAUGAGUAUGUGGUGACAGUACUUGGGUGUAUGGCUGACAUGAAAUGGGUACCUUGGGAGGAAUUAUUUGUGUAACAUGAAGAUUUUGUGUCUGCAUCACUGUAUGCAGGAGUGAUUUUGCUGUAUCAGUAAGUAUUUCCUCUGAGGCCUGAGAGUAGCUGAAGUCUCUGCUGACUGUGGUUCCUAUGCAGUUAACCUCUUAGAUGGUGCUUUUAGUGAUACAUUUAGGUCACAAAUGCCUGUGUAACAAGACAUCAGCAGAGAAAUGAUCACUGUGAUCUUUCUUACGUAUGUGUAAUGGUGCUUUUGGUGACCAAUGGCUCCUAAAAACCUUGGAGCAAAGGUAGCUGGAAGUACUGUAUGAGUCCUGUGACUUCUGGUUGAAGAGCAGAUAGGUUUAUUAUAGGUGCAGCUGCUGCCCCUCCUUAAUCUCAUUAAAGACACUGACUGAGGGGGGAUGGUGUGAUGUACUGUGCUGCUGCAUGUAGAUAAUACUAAAUUGUAACAAAAUAAUUUGGUUUUAUGCCACUCUGGUUUGCAUACUACUAGUCUCUGGCCUAUUUUGGGGCCUCCUGAUAUGGCCAUGUUUUUCCCUCAGCAGAGGGGUGUGUUUUACCUGUGGCCUUCUAGCCCUAGCAAUGGCAGAGGGCUGGAAAUGGGCUGUGCCAAGGCCUCUUUGUGGUUGCAGCUCUUGUGGUGCUGUCUUCUGGGGAAUAGUUGUGGCUCCAGAAUGGGGAGCAGAGGUCUAAUAGAGACUAGAGGAGAGAAAAAGGAUAAAUUAACUGCCCCUGGCCCUACAAGACACUAAAGUUUCCAUAACUCCACAGCAACAGCUGUGGUCUUAAUGGUUCUGGGGUGUUACUCCUCAGAAACUUUGAACUUGCCUAUCAUGGAGAUACAGUUGCUUUGCUGAGUAUGUUUUGUGGAUGUCAAGAGUGAAAACCAACGUUUGAUCUUGCUCAAGUUGUGAGUAUUGUUGAAAUACACAGGAAAGACCUGCAAGCUUAUUUGUGUAGCCACAAAUGUACAGAGAAGCUUUAUUUGUACAGGCUGAGGUGAAGCCUUUGAAGCAUAUGAGUUUCAGUGCACUGUUGGUUCUUGGUAGCAUUUCCUUUGCAGUCAUCUAUGUUCAAUGCCAAUUCCUUGCAAAAACUGUCAAGUCUGUAGAAUAAAAGGACUACUUGUAUGUUUUUAA
Messenger RNA from Apus apus (common swift), 3214 nucleotides. It is a transcript of the gene BORCS6, whose product is annotated as BLOC-1 related complex subunit 6. Lineage: Eukaryota; Metazoa; Chordata; Aves; Apodiformes; Apodidae. Gene Ontology annotation, biological process: lysosome localization. Gene Ontology annotation, cellular component: BORC complex. The record is from RefSeq and is a predicted model, not a curated record.